UUUAUGGAUCCAAUAAAUAUCCCUGCUGCAGGAUCAAGGCCUCAGAAAUAGACUCUUGAUUAAGCACCCUCUGUUAGAUAGAAGUACAUUUUUAAAUAAUGAAAUAGUCAACAAUAGAGAUCAGAUAUUUUUGGUGUGAAUUCAGGUCCUGUGGUCUAAGCAUCUAGUAGAUAAUAACAACGUGCUAAAACAGAUAUUUUCGGGGUUGAAUAAAGUGCAACAUAAUCACUUGCUUAAUCGAGAGUCGAAGUAACAUGUUACGCUAAUGAUUUCUAGACAAGAUAGACCAAAACUUAUCAAUCGAAUAUAUUUUAGGUUGAUCCCUCUGCUAAUAACACACACACAGCUAAAGAGACCAUUAAGACCUAAAAUAAAGGAAAGAAUACUGAAGCAAGACAUCAAGAUCAUGGAAAAGAUUUUUUGUUUGGAAAAAGCGGUAUUUUAAAAUACAAUCAAUAUAUUAGAUUUUGAUGAAUAUAAAUCAAUUAAGCGAACAUAAACAUUGAAGGAAUUCAAACCAAAAGAGGAAUAUGAUCCAGCCAACAGAAGAGUGAAGGAAUUGUAUGGGAAUGAAAUAGGAAAGGAACAUCUACCAACACAAAAGGUAUCACUGGAAGAAAAAAAGGAAACAGCUAAAAAGUAAUAGAAACAGGAUAUUGAUCCAUCAUAAAGAAAAUAAUUAGAGAACUCAUCAAAUGUUUUUGGAUAAAAUGAAAAGAAAACUUAUUAAUAACAGGGUAAAUAAGAAAAGUUGACAUCCCAAAAUCAAAAAUGGUCUACUUCUACUAAGGCAGUUGAUAAUAGUGGAAAGAAUUAUGAUCCAGAUACUUUUGCAAAGAAUAAAAAAGAACAGGAAUUAUAAUCCAGUGUAUUUGGAGGAGAAGCAAAACAAACAUAAAGCACAGCUACCAAAUCAAAAUUAAUUCCUACUAAUUAAACAUGGCAAUAAACAGAUACGGUUAAAAAUAUGAAAGAUUUUGAUCCAUCAUAGUCAUAAAUAAAUGAGAUUGAUCCUUCAUAAAAGAAGAUUGAUACAUUAAAAUCAACAUUAGAUACUCACGAUUAUAAGGCUUAACCUGUUAAGCACAAUGAAAAGCUGAGUGUCAAAUAGUAGAAGUACAAAAAAGAUGUCUUUACAAGGGGAGGUGAUAAAGAAUAGGCUCCUUCUCAAUAAAAAUAAAAAUAACCAGUCUAAUAACAGAAAGAAGUACAUGAAUAAUCAGAUAUGAUUUGA
This is a messenger RNA of Paramecium octaurelia, 1234 nucleotides long. Lineage: Eukaryota; Ciliophora; Oligohymenophorea; Peniculida; Parameciidae. The record is from the annotation of a GenBank genome assembly.